CUUGUCCUGUGACGUCAUCGCCGUGCGUCUGACUGACUGUCAAACUUUGACAGCAGGCGAGAAAAGAAAACAACUUUGACAGCAGGCGGGACGAAAUUGCCACCGAUAUCUGUGCUUUUGACUAACGAUCGCGUUUAAGUGACUAGUUAACAAUCUACAUGAAAUUAAUCCUCCGAAGAACAUGCAUAUGAAUCAUUGUUUACGUGUAUGGGUUGUGUUGUUAGGGCUUCACGUGACGAUCUCUCACGAGGUGACAAAUGACGUAACGCACGAAGGUGAUAAAGAUGAUGUGCGAUCAGAGGAUGUCAAGUUUCAGGUGUUGGGUCGAGCUGUGGUUCCUGGGGUCAGAACUCACGACUGGAUCUCAUCUGCUCGGGUUCUGCUCGAUGGAGACAAACACGUGGGAUUUCUCAGGUCUGAUGGAGGAUUUAGUGUCAGUGAUGUGCCUUCUGGAUCAUAUGUGCUGGACAUCUCAUCUCCGACAUACAGAUUUCAACCUGUGCGAGUUGACAUCUCCAGCACAGGCAAAAUUAGGGCUCGUGUGCUGAACUACAUCAAGACCUCAGAAGUGAUCCAGCUGCCGUAUCCUCUUCAGAUGAGAUACGCUGGACCUCACUCGUAUUUUAUACAACGAGAAACUUGGGGCUGGUCUGAUUUCUUCAUGAAUCCAAUGGUGUACAUGAUGGUGCUACCUCUUCUCAUAAUUGUUCUCCUUCCUAAAGUCAUCAACCCGAGUGACCCGGAGAUGCAAAGGGAAGUGGAGCAGUCGAUGAACAUGCUGAACCCAAAUACCGAGCUUCCAGAUGUUUCCGAGCUCAUGACCAAAUUCUUUUCACCACCCAAAAGUCAAAAGAAGCCAGGAGGUGGAACUCGGGUCCCAAAGGGUGGAGGUCCAGGUCAGAAGGGCGGAGGUCCGAGAAGGAGAGUCAAAGGCUGAAAUGGAUCAGAUAAAAUAAUCCUGCACAAAAAACUCAUCUGGUAUCCCGAUCAAAGACUUUAACCCUUGAUGUGACGGGGCUGAAGUCCGGCGCUGAUAG
This is a messenger RNA of Triplophysa rosa, 1037 nucleotides long. RefSeq names its product ER membrane protein complex subunit 7a (gene emc7a). The record is from RefSeq and is a predicted model, not a curated record. Gene Ontology annotation, molecular function: carbohydrate binding. Bases 182 to 937 code for a protein of 251 amino acids. NCBI's taxonomy places the organism in Eukaryota, Metazoa, Chordata, Actinopteri, Cypriniformes, Nemacheilidae. The transcript has 6 exons. Gene Ontology annotation, cellular component: EMC complex.